Messenger RNA from Vicia faba (fava bean), 375 nucleotides. The record is from the annotation of a GenBank genome assembly. Lineage: Eukaryota; Viridiplantae; Streptophyta; Magnoliopsida; Fabales; Fabaceae.
AUGCAUAUCUGUGGAUAUGUUCCGCCUUGGCUCUGUCAGAUUCUCGCUUGCAUGGGAGGUUGUCUUGGAUGUUUCUCAAAGCCUCUUGAAAUCAUUUUGAUGGAUGAGGCAGAUGCAUCUAAGGAACUAAAAUAUCAAGCCCAAACAAUGGACAAAGACAACAGACCAGAAGAUUUUUGGAACAACAGUGCUAUUGAUGUGGAUCACAGUGCAACUCAAUCCCAGACAAGCAUCUCACCCAUCGUCGUGUCAAACCAUCCUUCUGAUCCUCAAAGUAGUGAUGCCAUUCAGACUGAUCCUCCAGAGUUUGUUAAUCAUGGUCUUCUUCUGUGGAAACAAAUACAACAACAGAGGUCAACAUGCUGUGAAUGUUGA